Messenger RNA from Eimeria maxima, 100 nucleotides. RefSeq lists its product as hypothetical. The annotation marks the transcript as partial. The record is from RefSeq and is a predicted model, not a curated record. The transcript has a single exon. Lineage: Eukaryota; Apicomplexa; Conoidasida; Eucoccidiorida; Eimeriidae.
AUGAAGGCAUCAGAAAUAGGAGAAGAGGAGGAUCCAUCGCUUUUUGUCUGUGAAGGCGGAGGUAAGGACAAUGUAAAGGUUGUGCUGCAUAGGAGCACGC